This is a messenger RNA of Paramecium pentaurelia, 744 nucleotides long. The record is from the annotation of a GenBank genome assembly. Lineage: Eukaryota; Ciliophora; Oligohymenophorea; Peniculida; Parameciidae.
AUGUAUGAAAGUAGAAACAAUUCAGUUCCUAGAUCAUUAUAAUAGUUGCAAUACUUGAAAUAAUUUCAUAUCAUGGAUAUUACUAAUGAUAAACAAUAGAUAACAAAUUAUCUUGAUAUUUUAAAUUAGGAAACAGAUGUAUAUUAUCUAUUUGAUUCUUUUCAUUCUCUUUUGAAUUCUGUUAAAUAAGCCGAAGAAGCAAAAAUUACUAAUAAACCUAGAUAAAAUACUAUUGAUUGGUGGAAAUUAACUAAUCAAUCUUACAGCUGGGCAGGCUUAAAAAAUAUCAAAGGAAUUACUAACACUCCUUCUAAAAUAAGAGUAACUAAUGAUAGUAGUCAUGGCAGAUAAAUUGGUUAGGUUGAAUUGCAGAUUUUCAGUGAAAAGGAUCUCGAAACUAAUAAACAAGAUAGAAUUCUGCUUAGUGUAUAUUAACUAUAAAAUAAGUAUUACAAAUGUCAUAUGGGAUUUUGCCAGUUAUAAAAAUUGGAAGGUUAAGUAGUAAUCAUAAAUAAAUUAUAUAUAGCCAAAUGGUAUAGAAAGGUAGGUAAUUAUUUAGAAUUGAUACAAGAAUUUAUUAAAUAUAUCUUAAAUGUCUUGUAAGCAUCAAGAGUAAAGAUCAAAAUAAAUUCUAGUUAAGGAUCUUAAAUCAAGUAUCUCUAAUAAUUAGGAUUCAAAUUAUCUUAAACUAUUCCAUUAAUAAAUGAUCUAAAAAUAUUUACUUUAAUUUUAGACAAAUAAUGA